AUUGAUCUUGGCUGAAUAACAUACAAUAUUUUGUUCACUGUUAAUGUCAGACUGAAACAAGUUCAUUUACUCUGUAUUAUACUGUAGUCCAGGGGUGAAGUGGUAAACUUUGGGAGGGUUAGAGAUUUUUUUCUUUUCUUCUUUCUUAUAUUGUAUACGGAGAAUGCUGCAAUAUCUGUAGUAUAUUUUACUAUAGCUCCUGGUGCUUUUCUCAAGCAGCAAAGAGCACUAGACAGAGGUACAGUAUGCAUGGAAUGUCCAUUACUUUGCACUCAAAUACGGCGGGCAAUUUAAAGACCCGUGUCUUUGGAACAUGGGAGGAAAUGGAAGGAUCUGGAGGAAUCUUGCACGACAUGGGGAGACUGAAAAUUCUACACACCAAAAGAUUAUGUUUAACUUUACUGAUCGCAGGAGGGAAUUCUGGGAAGUAGCAAUAAUACUCACUGAGCCACCAUACCUCUCUUUUUGCUGCAACGCAUUUUAAAAUAAAGCUUACCUGUGCUGCUUGUGUAAAAUGUCACUUAUAAUCAAUGCCCCUGCAGUAACCUCUUAUGUAUUUAAUGUGUCGUUGAUUGCGGAGCCUAUCCCAUUUGGUAGAAUGUAGUCUGGGGUGUUAAAAUAAGCAGGAUUUCUCCGUUAGCUGAGUUAACUUAAGAUAGAAGUGAUGAUUGUCCAGUAAGACUUUAAGUAAGGAGCGUUCCUAUUGCACAAUCAUAACUUCUAUCUUAACCCAGCUAACUGAGAAAUCCUGGUAUCACUCUAGUGGGGAUGCCAAGCUUGUACAUAGUUGUCACAUUCAUAGGUGCAUUAAAUUGAUAUCCUAGGUUGCUCCACGCUCGCAGAUUUGCAUACGGUCUGAGGGUUGUGCUUUGUGGCGUCACGAGGGCUGUGCCGUUUGCUUGGGGGCGUGUCUAUUCGCGAAAUCCCGGAAGUACUAAUGUUGGCGCGUGUUGGGGAGAAACAGCAGCGAAACGGCCAACAUGAUUUCAAUCUCCAAAAAGAAAGAGAGAUCCGACGGAUUGGUGUGCUACUUAGAUUGUAUUUCAGAUCUGAAAUGCUUCUCUCCAGCACUUCGAGUGUGACAGUUUGUCUCUAGCUAAAGGAUCAUACCUGACGUGUUUCGUAUUUAUUUUACAGGCUGCUGUAUUCUCUGACUUUGUCAGAUAGCAUGCUAAGUGGGUUACAUUGGCCAAUUAAUUGAAUUCUGUUCAUCAAAUGCUGCGAAUUUAUGAAACGUAGCAUACGAUGCAUCUCCUUGAUUAUAUAGGUAGUACGAGGGAAAUAUAGACACUUUGUGGUUUAAGUUGUGCUGACGAGAAAGCCAAAACUGUCUGCCUAUUCAACAUUAGCAGUAGUUCACCUAGAAUCGGCCUGUGGAAAAAGUGACAGCAUGGAAGCGAAAAACACAGCCGCUACUUUCGGGAGCGGUUUCCUGUCCAGAAUGGCUCUUAAUGACAACAAAGCUGGUAUGGAGGGAUUAGACCGGGACAAAAUCAACAAGAUUAUCCUGGAGGCGUCCAAGGGCUCCAGGUUUUAUGAAAACGAGCUGAAGAAGGAACAGCAGGUGAACCAGCGCAUUGGGAGGAUGAUGAAGCAGACGGCUCAGAUUACAGAGCAGCAACUCCAGAGUGCCCAGACACAGGUAGACAAGCUGACAGCUGCACUGGAAAGGGGUCGGGAGUUGGGUCGAGUCAUCGUGCAUGUGGAUAUGGACGCAUUCUAUGCUGCUGUGGAGAUGAGGGAUCGGCCUGAGCUGAAGGAUAAACCAAUGGCAGUAGGUUCCUGGAGUAUGCUGUCAACUUCCAAUUAUCAUGCAAGGAAGUUUGGAGUUCGUGCAGCAAUGCCUGGUUUUAUAGCAAAAAAGCUUUGCCCAAACCUGAUUAUUGUCCCCCUCAACUUUGAGAAGUACAGAGCAGUGAGCUUAGAGGUACGCGAGAUCUUUGCAGAAUACGACGAGAACUUUCUGCCCAUGAGUCUGGAUGAGGCAUACCUGGACAUCACCGAUCACCUGGUGCAGAGACUGAGCUGGCCGGACUCCAUGAGGACACACCACCUGCGUUCAGCAGGCGAUGGGGAAAGGAAGGAGCAACCAGCACCCGAUGAUCUGUCCCCGGUUCUGUUUGAGGACAGUCCCACUGCAUCAGCCAGCCCCUGUGAUGCACUAGGCGCUGUCGUGUUUGGGAUGAGCGCCGAAGAGGCGGUGCGAGAGAUGCGCUUCCGGAUUGAGCAGAAGACGGCGCUGACAGCCAGUGCAGGCAUUGCCCCAAAUAUGAUGCUGGCAAAGGUUUGCAGUGACAAGAACAAACCAAACGGCCAGUACAGGAUCCCAGCCGAGCGGCAGACAGUGAUGGACUUCAUCCAGGAUCUCCCCAUACGCAAGGUGCCAGGUAUUGGAAAGGUGACCGAGAAGAUGCUGAGUGCUCUGGAAAUCACCACUUGUGCCGAGCUCCGUCAGAAAGGGGCUCUGCUCUCCCUGCUUUUUUCCGACACUUCAUGGCAUCAUUUCCUGCAGAUCUCAUUAGGCCUGGGAUCCACAAAUGUCGAAAGGGAUGGUGAGAGAAAAAGCAUGAGCACAGAAAGGACAUUUGCUGAGAUGAGCGAUGCAGAGGAACAGUACGGUUUAUGCCGUGGGCUCUGUAGAGACCUGUCCCAGGAAUUGCAGAAGGAGGGCCUGAAGGGCAAAACUGUGACCGUGAAGUUGAAGAAUGUUAACUUUGAGGUGAAGACCAGAGCUUUGACCCUGUCAUCCGUGGUAUCCACAGAGGAGGAGAUCUUUGCUGCCGCUAAAGAUCUCCUGAAGGUUGAGAUUGACCAUGUUAGCCCCCAUCCUCUCAAGCUGAGGCUUAUGGGUGUUCGGGUGUCUGGGUUUGUCAGCACAGAUGACAGGAAACCCCUUCAGAAGAGCAUCAUCAGCUUUCUACGUACAGGCCAGUCAGAAUCAGGAGGAGCUACUCCACACAUAAGCCUUGAACAUGGGGUCACUAAUGUCAGUCCAGAAAAGGCUUCCAAUCUGAUGCAUCCAGACACAGUGUGCAGUCAGCAGGCAGCCACUCUUCAUUUGGCUGAGCAGCUCAGUACUGGCCAGAUGAAACAGGAAGUAUCGAAGCCAGAAUCGGGGCCUAAGAGAAACCCGGAGUCUUUCUUCCAGAGGGCACACAGGCUCCGUGUACAGGCUAAGCAGGAGGAAUUCCCAGGCGUUAGUGAUACUGGUCAUGUCUUACUGAAUCCAAUAAGGACAGAGUGCUUCACGUGUCCUGUGUGCUUCAGGGAGCAGGAAAGCACAGAUCUGGCGAUGUUUAACAGACAUGUGGACAAGUGCCUUAGUGGGUCCUCCAUAGCGCCCGGGGAGAAAGAUGGCAGUGUAGAUGCUGUGGGGAACUGUGUCUGGGAAGGAGAAGGGAGCUGGCAGGUACAUCUGAAUAAUGCAAGCCAAGACAUCACUGAUCAAAGGAAGGGCAGCAACAAACUGCAUGGAGCCUCGGGGCCGAAGAGCACGCGUCUGCAAGCCAUUUCAGAUAGAAAGCCUGUCGGACCCGCUGCCCCUGGUGGACUGCUAUUUAAGCAAACAGAAAAAAAUGAACCCAGCCUCUGUGUUCCUGGCCCUUCAGGUUCUGACUUCCAGAAUUCAAGCAGGCGUUCCACCGCUUGUGACACCAUUGUUACUGAUUUUCAUGGUUGCUAUGGAGAUGACGACAGGACUUUUCCUGGUGGAGAGACUCCUGCUGAGGCAGCGUGUUUGGAUCCCCAAAACCCGAAUCUCGUCUGCCCUGUCUGCAGCGUGCCGCAAGAUACCACCGACCUCGUCCUCUUCAAUCGUCACGUGGACGUUUGUCUUAGCCAGGGUAUCCUGCAGGAGCUUGGCCAACACGUAGCAGUGAGCAAUCCCAGCAGUCCAUCAUGCACCAAAGUCAAAGGAUUUCCCAGAGAAUUCCCAAGAUCUGACAGCACAUCAAGAGCUUCUGACUCAAGAGGCAAACACAAACGGGAGGGGUCACCGCCCCCACCUGCUCCCCAUAAGAGAGCCAAAGCUGUGGGUUCCCUGAACACUAUUGACAGGUUCUUCAGGUAAAGUUUGUGGGAAACAGCGAUUGGAAAAUCAAGAGGAUACUCAGCACCCAUCGCCCUACAUCCUGGUCUCCACAUACCGUAUCACUGAGGGAAGCAGCAUAUGUAGACAUGUUGGAUUCCCACCUAAUUCAACCAGCAAACCACAGCAAUGAUUGUCUUUUCCACUGUGCAGUGAGAAAUGAACUAUUGACAGUUAGAAUGUACACUAGAUCACUUUAUGACAUUAUUUAUUCCCUUGAAAUUAUCAUUAUUAUUGCUACAAAAUCAAAAUGUAUGUUUUUCUGUAUCAAACUACAAUUUUAUAUAGUAGUUUAGACAGAAGUUAUCAGGCAAGCUUUCUUUCACGGUGCUUGUGUAGGAAUUAUGCUUGUGCUGACCUGUGUAUUGGAGCUUUACCUUGGUAGUCUUGCUGUAUCUUGGUUUGUAAAAUGAAUUGAGGGAUGCUGUCUUAAUAGUUCUGUGCUUUUCUCUUGAUGGAUUCAGUAUAAUUUCAUGUCUUAUUAGUGCUUUAAUAUUUUGAAUGCCUAGGUUUUAGAUAUGUGUACUUUUACUGCAGUAAAAUAUUGUUAUUGCAGUAAAAAUAAAAAAUGGGAAAACCUGCUUUCUGUGAAAUGUAUUCAAUAAAAACACUCGACUCCAAUAAAAAUGAAAUGUAUGUAAAAUAUUCUUUAUGUGCUAAAUCUAUAACUCAGUACAUCAGUAAAUUACAUAUUGCAAUGUGAUUUUAGGAAAUUGCCUAACUGUUAAUGCGUAAACUAUCAACCAGAGUAUUGACUAAAUUUGUUUACUAUGUUGUAAUUUACAUAAAUACUGUUAUCUUGUCAUUGUGUAAUGAGGAUGCGUUUACCAUUAAUAUGAUUGCAAGUAGUUAGUUUUUAUGGUGUGUAUGAUGACCUGGGGAUAAACAAAAUUGAUUGUAA
Messenger RNA from Brienomyrus brachyistius, 4988 nucleotides. RefSeq names its product polymerase (DNA directed) kappa (gene polk). Gene Ontology annotation, cellular component: nucleus. The transcript is spliced from 15 exons. The record is from RefSeq and is a predicted model, not a curated record. The coding region runs from base 1391 to 4069 and encodes 892 amino acids. NCBI's taxonomy places the organism in Eukaryota, Metazoa, Chordata, Actinopteri, Osteoglossiformes, Mormyridae. Gene Ontology annotation, molecular function: damaged DNA binding; DNA-directed DNA polymerase activity. Gene Ontology annotation, biological process: error-prone translesion synthesis.